AUGAUUGUUGGCAAAGUAGAAAGUUAUAUAUACAUUGGUAUUCAACAAAACGUAUUGAAUAAUAUCACACUCGCUACUUGCAUGUGUCAAAUGAUGCGUUCUAAUGGAUUAGUAUCUGGUUUGAAUUAUUUUUAUCCGAACAACACAUGCCAGCUAUUCAGUUUCAACAUUUCGUUACUAUCAAUUCAGUUUUAUGCGAAUAGUUCAUUUCGAUUCGUGAACCAAUCAUUCAUAUCGAUUGCAUUAGUAUCGACAAAGGAAUCAACAUCAACAUCGUCGUCAACAACCAUCACCAGCACAAGAAAAACGACGUCAUCGUCGACAUCUUCAACGUCAACAUCGUCGUCGACAUCUUCAACAUCAACAUCUACGUCAGCAUCAGCAGAUCCUUGUAUGUCUAGUAAUCGUCUCUGGAACACAACCGGUAUCACGGUUUCGGUUUGGUCAGGCUUAACGAAAGUAAGCGGCUUAUUUAUUGAUUCGCGCGAUACAUUAUUUAUCGUCGAUCAAUCAACGAGUUCCGUUGUAUGGAAACUGCUGAAAAACACAACAACUGCGACUAUUGUUGCGGGAGUAAGUGGAUUACGUACGGCUGCUGCUAAGAACUUAAAUUACCCGCAAGAUGCGUAUUUUGAUUCAAAACAGACUUUGUAUGUCAGUGACUACACCAAUUAUAGAAUACAAAAAUACAUCAAUGGAUCAACAACUGGAAUCACGAUGGCUGGGAUAACUGGGUCAUCUGGUAGUGCAUUGAAUCAAUUAGGUGGUCCACGACACAUCACUUUCGAUGCAACAGAAUCAAACUUGUAUGUUGUGGAUGGUGAUGAAAAUCGGAUUAUGCGUUAUCCGGCAAAUUCAACAAGUGGAAACAAUGGAGUUCUAGUUGCUGGAGGAACUACCGCUGGUAAUGCAAAUACACAAUUAAAUACUCCAUGGGGAAUUUUCUAUAAUGAGUCCAUUAGCAACUAUAUCUACACAACCAAUGCUGAUGGACACACUGUUAUGAAAUGGCUACCAGGUGAUUCGUCGGGUACAUUUGUAGCUGGUGUAUCAGGUGUGCUUGGAUCCAAUGCCACACUUCUGAACAGUCCAAGAGGUAUGAUAGUAGAUGCAUAUUUGAACGUGUACGUUGCUGAUUAUGGAAAUGACCGGAUACAGUUAUUUUGUGCAGGUAAUCCAAAUGGUAUAACAAUUGCUGGCAAUGGCACAACCGGUAGUGGAGCGACGUCAAUGAACGGUCCAAGAGGUAUUGCUUUCGACUCGUCCAUGAAUUUGUACGUUGGCGAGUUCGACAAUGCACGAGUUCUGAAAUUUCUCAAAUUAUAA
Adineta ricciae is the source of this 1326-nucleotide messenger RNA. Lineage: Eukaryota; Metazoa; Rotifera; Eurotatoria; Adinetida; Adinetidae. The record is from the annotation of a GenBank genome assembly.